UAGAGUUGCUAAGAAACACCACACACGUGGACUACUAGAGAAUGUUGACUUAGCCACAAGGCUAAUAAUGUGGCUUCAACAAGAUGAUGCUACGCCACACUCUGCACUCAUCGUUCGUAAGAUUUUGAUUAACCUUACAAUGGCAUGUGGAUCAAACGGAGAAGUCCAGUUGAAUGGUCCACUUGCUCACUAGACCUUACAUCAUCCGAUUUUCUGUUUGGGGAUAUGUUAAAAAUGUCGUUUUUGCUCGUGGUCGACGACGAGCGAAGAUCUGAUAGAACGAAUUCGACCAGCUAUUCCGAGAAUAUGAGUUUCAGAAAUUUAUGAAAAUGGAAUAAAGAACAACACUUUAUAAUUUCAGUAGAAUUUCAACGAGUUUAUAAAUUUUGAUUAGAAAUCAGUUGAGAAUAUAGCAAUUCCAAUGAUAGCAGAGAGAGAUUAUGCACCACUGAGUGCAGCAUGCGUGCGUUCUCUCAGCGAUAAACUUUACGAAAAGAGAAAAGCUGCUGCGCUUGAGAUCGAAAAGAUGGUAAAGGAAUUCGCCGCUCAUAAUAACGCUGCUCAGAUAAGGCGCCUAUUAAAAGUAUUAGGACAAGAUUUUUCUACAUCACAAAAUCCUCAUAGUAGAAAAGGGGGACUGAUUGGCCUUGCAGCAAUAGCAGUGGGACUUGGAAAAGACACUGGACAGUACACUGAGGAUUUGAUUCAUCCAAUUCUAGCUUGUUUCUGUGAUCCUGAUCUUAGGGUACGAUAUUACGCAUGUGAAAGCCUUUACAAUGUUGUGAAAGUUGCAAGAGGGGCCGUUUUACCACAGUUUACAGAUAUUUUUGGCGCACUUAGCAAAUUGGCAUGCGAUUCUGAACAAAGCGUGAAAAAUGCUACUGAACUCUUAGAUAGAUUGAUGAAGGAUAUUGUGACAGAAAGUGGAAUGUUUGACUUGGUGGGAUUCAUGCCUCUGUUGCGGGAACGUAUCUACACAAAAAGUUCUUUCGGCAGACAAUUUGUGAUUUCUUGGGUGUCAGUUUUAGAUGCCGUGCCCGAAAUGGAUUUUAUUAUAUUUCUGCCAGAAAUCUUGGAUGGUUUAUUUAAAAUUCUGGAGGAUCCAACUCCAGAAAUAAAAAAAGUCACAGAUACAGUGCUCGGAGAGUUUUUGCGAAGCAUUAAAUCUAAUCCGGCGAGAGUAGACUUUCCUGGCAUGAUAAACAUUUUGAUUAACCAUGCGCAGAGUACAGAUGAGCUGCUGCAAUUAACAGCAAUUACGUGGAUAAAAGAAUUUGUGAAUUUAUCUGGACCAUUUAUGUUUCCCUUUAUUUCUGGGAUAUUUACAGCAGUUUUGCCGUGUCUAGCUUACGAUGGAGAUACUAGAAAGAGCAUCAAGGAAACAGCUGCUCAUGUCAAUGCCAAUCUUAAUAAAUUGAUAACUGUGCAAAGUACUGAUUCAUUAGACAGGAUGCCGCAUACGGAUAAUGAUGAUUUUAGGAAAGAAAUGAAAGAUUCAAAAAUUCAAGGCUGUCCAUUAGCUGAAAGUUUAGAUCUUUCCAGUGUUGUAGAAGUACUAACAAAGCACCUGAUGCAUACGUCUGUACAAACAAAAGUAGCAGUUCUAAAGUGGAUACAUCACUUUUUCACAAAUAUUCCAGAAAAAAUGUUUUAUCAUAUAGAUGAUUUGUUCCCGGUUUUGAUGCGAACGUUAAGUGAUAAUUCAGAUGAAGUAGUUCAGCAGAACCUAGUUGUUUUGGCCGAAAUUAUUGGAUCAAAGUUUUCUGGGACGUCGUUCGACAAUUCGCAUUUGACUGUAAAAAAUAAGUAUUUUACAAAAUUUAUAGUAAACUUACUGAGAUUAUUUUCGACCGACAGGCAUCUUUUGGAAGAAAGAGGUGCUUUCAUUAUAAGAGAGCUGUGUGUAUUAUUAAGUGCAGAGGGCAUUUAUAAAAUAUUAGCAGAAAUCUUAUUGGAAGAGCAGAACUUGAGAUUUGCUGGAAUUAUGGUGCAAACUCUAAAUGUUAUUCUCCUGACAAGUUCAGAACUAUUUGAAUUGCGAUGCAAAUUGAAGGAUCUGAAUUCAGAGGAAAGCUGCAACUUGUUCGUGUGUUUAUAUGAAUCGUGGAGUCACAAUCCGGUAGCUACAGUAGCUCUCUGUCUUUUGUCGCAAAAUUACGCCCACGCUUGCGACCUCAUCAAGGCAUUUGAAAAUAUUGAGGUUACAGUAGAGUUACUUACGGAAAUAGAUAAACUAGUACAGCUCAUAGAAUCACCAAUUUUCACAUAUUUGCGGCUGGAACUGCUGGAAAGAGAAACGAAUGAGUCUUUGGUACGUGCUUUGUAUGGUAUAUUAAUGAUUCUACCGCAAAGCGAAGCGUUUGCCACAUUGCAUCGGCGAUUAACAGCAAUCCCCCUAAACUUCAAUCCAGUCCCGACCACAAAAACCUCUCACCAUUUAGAAGUUUCUCUAAAAUACGGCAUUGAUUUUCAAAGGCUAUUAAAGCAUUUCAAUAGCGUUCAAGAAAAGCACAGAGAACAGAAGCAUAAGCAAAAACUCACAAUGUUAAUUGAAAGAGAAACAAACCCAGUGGAUCUUUGAAUGCAUUUGUAAUUUAAAAAAUUGAAAUAUCAAAUACGACAUUCACAGUAACAUACUAAGUACAUUCUUAAAACACUACAUUUAAAAAUAAUAGGUUUAAUGUAUGAGCCAAGAAAAAUAUGAAGUUUCAUUUUGGUUGAAAUGUAAAGAAAAUUUAUAAU
Molecule: messenger RNA, 2742 nt
Organism: Belonocnema kinseyi
Lineage: Eukaryota; Metazoa; Arthropoda; Insecta; Hymenoptera; Cynipidae
Product: protein VAC14 homolog
Exons: 8
Coding region: 422-2581 (719 amino acids)
Biological process (GO): positive regulation of kinase activity; phosphatidylinositol biosynthetic process
Cellular component (GO): PAS complex; endosome membrane
Source: RefSeq, a predicted model, not a curated record